UUGGCAGCUCAACUGUUAAAAAUCUUCCCCUGCCGGUCCCUCCUGAGAUCACUCUGAUGUCACCGGCGUGUAAUCUGAGCCUGCAGGGAGGUUCACUGCUCAGACUUUAAAUAGCCUGUCCCGGGACGGAGCCGGCACAGGCUCUCUGGACAGCCCGGGAGCUGAAUUUCCGAAGAGCCCCACGUCGAUGAAAGCGAAGCGGAGCCACGCAGCCACCGCCAUGUCCACUUCACUGCGAGUGAGCCCCUCCAUCCACGGCUACCACUUCGACACGGCCUCCCGCAAGAAGGCUGUGGGCAACAUCUUCGAAAACAUAGACCAGGAGUCGCUGCAGAGGCUCUUCAGGAACUCGGGAGACAAGAAAGCCGAGGAGAGAGCCAAGAUCAUCUUCGCCAUCGAUCAGGACCUGGAGGAGAAGACGCGGGCCCUGAUGGCCCUGAAGAAGAGGACCAAAGACAAGCUGCUCCAGUUCCUGAAACUACGGAAAUACUCCAUCAAGGUGCACUGAGGGCCCGGAGGAUGCCGACCGACGCUUAUCCAAGAGCCGGACACCUGAGAGACCCAGUGAGUUUGUGAGCCCCUAACCGACGAUGCAGCCUCUGGGGCCGGCUGGCUUGCCCUUCCAGCGGGUCUCCUGAGGACGGAAAGGGACGGGAGAACCUGGAUGACAGAGACUCGGACCAGUUCCACGCCCUGUGCUGCUGCAGGGGAGAGCACCAUGCUGGGGCCAGCCGCUCCGAAGGCCCUCCCAGCAGGCAAGGACUGACGCUGGGAGAGGAGUCUGCACAGAUGCGGGGGACCCUGAAAAUGACCCUCGGCAGGGGAAGGCGUGAAGCCAGGGUCGCCUCGCCAGGCACUAGGACCUACAUUCAAACUGUUUCUUUAGUUUUGUUUUGUUUUUAAAACCAAACUGGGUAAGGGGCGGGAUGUGGGGGAGAGAAUAAGUGUAAAUUGUUUUUCUGAUUUUUUUUUUACCUGAAUGUUCCACAUGUUGCCACUUUAAAAACUAUGUCAUUGAUUAUUUAUUUGCAUUUAGUACAAUGCCUGAAAAAUGUACCACCUGGGCGUUAAGUUACAGUGCAAGGAGUUGUAUUAGGCUCAGCAGCUCAGGAAAGCCAACGCCACCUUCUGGUUUGUCGAGGAGAUAUAUAUAUUUUAAUACAUAUCAAAGCAGGUUGCAUAAAAGUUAAACUAAUGGGAUUCUCUACAAACCCAAAGCACUGAGAAAAAAAGAAUGUUUUCUUAAUCUUUUGACUAAUGCUAAAAUAUAUUCUAAUUAAAUUUGCUACAAUUAUUGUAGUAAGCAUUAGCAAGUGAAUAUGAUAUAUAAAAUAGUUUCUGAGGAUUCUCUGCUGUCUAUAGUUUACUACACCUGGCAACUGAUAUGCAGCCACAAUAAAUCAUGAUAAAUG
Molecule: messenger RNA, 1412 nt
Organism: Ochotona curzoniae (black-lipped pika)
Lineage: Eukaryota; Metazoa; Chordata; Mammalia; Lagomorpha; Ochotonidae
Gene: TCIM
Product: transcriptional and immune response regulator
Exons: 1
Coding region: 188-508 (106 amino acids)
Biological process (GO): negative regulation of Notch signaling pathway; endothelial cell activation involved in immune response
Cellular component (GO): nucleus; cytosol
Molecular function (GO): Notch binding
Source: RefSeq, a predicted model, not a curated record